CCAAAUCUAUUACACUAAAUAAUUAAAAGUGAUGAAGUGGAUGAAAUACUAUAGUGAAUAGCAAUCAAUGUAUUGAUAUGACACUAAAGUAAAGCACACAUUUUUACACUAUGUUCAAGAAUAAAGAACCAUGGUUUUAAAAAGUCGAAGCUUUUGGUCUGAAUCAGAGAUAAUGGCAUCUGUAUUUUGAUGGCCUAUCUGUAAAUGCUGUGGGUUUUAGCUAUAGAUACAGUUUCUUGUAUGUAUAUGUGGUUUGGUUGAUCUUGUUGAUCUUGAUGAUGAAGAAGUUGAUGGUGAGAUGGAGUGUGGUUUGGUUGAUCUUGUUGGUGCAUAUUUCUGCUAAUAUUGAAACCUUAGGACAAACUUACAAGAUCCGAACAACGAGCUCAAAACCUGGGACUCGAGCCAUCCCAACCCGUGCACUUGGUUUCACGUCAUCUGCAACAACGAUUUCAUUGUGGAAAGACUGUGAGAAUUUGUUCUGCCUACUACCCUUCGUUUGUGCUUGUCUGAGCGUUGGUCUAAUCUUGCUUCGUUCGACUCUGCCGUCAGUGAUCUAGGGAAUUUGGCUUUGUCUGGUCUGUUAGUCCCACAGCUCGGCCUAUUGAAGAAUUUGAAGUACUUGGAGUUGUACAACAACAACUUCAGCGGGGCAGUUCCCGAUGAUCUCGGAAAUCUGAGUAACUUGGAGAGUCUGGACCUGUACAUGAAUAAUUUCACCGGUCCCAUUCCUGAAAUGUUGGGGAGACUUUCCAAACUACGGCGCCUCCGGCUUAACAACAACAGCUUCACAGGUCCCAUCCCUAUGUCACUCACCAACCUCGCAUCCCUACAAGUGUUGGAUUUGUCGAAUAAUCGGCUUUCAGGUGUGGUUCCGGAUAACGGCUCCUUUUCAUUAUUCACGCCUAUUAGUUUUGAUAAUAACUUGAAACUGCGUGGCCUUGGAAUAGGACCACCAUGCCUUGGAUUGCCUGUGUUAUCUCCGUCCCCUCCGUAUGUUCCACAACCCCGAGGAGGAUAUAGUAUGACGGUGGUAGUCAUUGCUGGCGGAGUAUCGACUGGCGCUGCAAUUCUAUCAGCUGCACUAGCAAGCGCCAUUGCAUUGUGGUGUCGGAGCAGAAUACAAGAACUUUACUUCGAUGUACCAGAGGAAGAGGAUCCCGAAGUAUAUCUCGGACAGCUCAAGAGAUUCUCUCUCCGAGAGCUGCAAGUCGCAACCGACAAUUUCAGCAAGGAAAAUAUUGUGGGGACAGGCGGCUUCUCGAAGGUGUAUAGAGGACGUCUUGCCGAUGGCUCGCUCGUUGCUGUUAAGAGACUCAAGGAUGGGAGGACUCCCGGCGGAGAGCUUCAGUUUCAAUCGGAGGUCGAGAUGAUAAGUAAGGCCGCACACCGGAAUCUUCUUAGACUUUGUGGCUUUUGUAUGACUCUAACGGAACGGUUGCUCGUUUAUCCUUAUAUGGCUAAUGGGAGCGUUGCAUCACGUUUACGAGAACGUCAGCCUAAUGAGCCGCCGCUCAAUUGGCUGACUAGGAAGCACAUCGCUCUUGGUUCCGCACAAGGCCUGUCGUAUUUGCAUGAUCAUUGCGACCCGAAGAUCAUUCUUCGCGACGUCAAGGCAGCAAACAUCUUGCUAGAUGACGAGUUUGAGGCCGUUGUCGGAGAUUAUGGUAUGGUUAAACUUAUGAAUCAUAACGAUACCCACGUGACAACUUCUGUUUGUGGCACCAUGGGACAUAUCGCUCCAGAGUACAUAUCCACCGGAAAAUUAACAGAGAAAAUCGAUGUUUACGGAUACGGAAUUACGCUUCUUGAGCUGAUAACUGGACAGAAGGCUUUCGAUCUGGCUCGCUUUGCCAAGGACAAUGAUGUUUUGUUGCUAGAUUGGGUCAUUGGACUUCUAAAAGAGAAGAAGUUCGAACCCAUGGUCGAUCCCAAUAUGCAGAGCAUUUACAUCGAAUCAGAAGUCGAGCAGCUGAUCCAGAUCUCUGUCCUAUGCACACAAAGAUCCUCAAUGGACCGGCCUAAGAUGUCGGAAGUGGUGAGGAUGCUAAAAGGCGACGGGCUGCAGCUGGCCGAGAAAUGGGACGAAUGGCUCAAGGCCGAGGCCCAUAGGCAGGACGUCGAACUUGCUCCUCACCCGAUUAGAGCACUAACUCGACCGAAUAUUUACACAAGGUCGAGUUGUCCGUUCCAAGCUAAGAGCCCUUCAUAAUUUUAUUUUUUUGAAAUGAUUUGCAUAGUUUUAUAAUGGAUGCCCUUAGCUUAUUCAAAGAAAAAAUAACUAAAACAUGUUGACAAGUUAAUAGGUUGCAUGUACCCUACCUACUCUAUUGUGCGUU
This is a messenger RNA of Salvia hispanica, 2339 nucleotides long. Its product is annotated as somatic embryogenesis receptor kinase 2-like. Lineage: Eukaryota; Viridiplantae; Streptophyta; Magnoliopsida; Lamiales; Lamiaceae. Gene Ontology annotation, biological process: protein phosphorylation. The record is from RefSeq and is a predicted model, not a curated record. Gene Ontology annotation, molecular function: ATP binding; protein binding; protein kinase activity.